AUUGACGAUACAUGUAAUUUUUGCAAAGUGAAUUUCUAUUAUGGAAACAUUAAAUACCUCAGUCUUCCUAAUUUUGUGCAUAUUUCGAGGAACAACGAUUAGUCAAAUGCCUCACACGGGAGAUUGUCCACCUCGCACAGCCCUUCACACUAUUGACGCUCGAAAGUUAUCUGGAGGAGUUUGGUAUGAAAAUCAGAGGACAGCCAGCCUCGUGGAGUGGCCAUAUAAAUGCAUCACUUUUAAAAUUCAGCCCUUCUACGAGCAUAAAAGUACACUUACGGUCACGUCCAUUCACAGAUUGGAUGGAGGACUUGUAAAAUAUUCAGUGUCCUUAAAAUCUCUGGACCCGGAGGGCCGCAAUGGAAAAAUGACUGCAAAGGUUCCACUAGUUGAAGGAAAAAUUAGUAGGAUUUAUACAGGAAGGCAGAUGCCAAUUCAAAUCUUGGCCAUGGACAAUUCAACAACUUCGUGGGCUAUAGUCUGGAGUUGUCGUGCAUUUCCGAGAACACGUCUUCACACUGAAAGCGUUUGGGUAUUAACCCGAGAACGUGAAUUGGAUGAAACAGUUUCUCGUGAAAUUCAAGAAUCGUUGACUGCCCUGAAUUUGGAACAUUUGGUGAUGCGUGACUCCAUGCAAAAUGAGUGUUCUUUGGAAGAUGAGAUAAAAUAAUGGCGAUAAUUACGU
This is a messenger RNA of Folsomia candida, 685 nucleotides long. RefSeq lists its product as uncharacterized. The record is from RefSeq and is a predicted model, not a curated record. NCBI's taxonomy places the organism in Eukaryota, Metazoa, Arthropoda, Collembola, Entomobryomorpha, Isotomidae. The transcript has 4 exons. Bases 41 to 670 code for a protein of 209 amino acids.